Orussus abietinus is the source of this 1577-nucleotide messenger RNA. Its product is annotated as protein arginine methyltransferase NDUFAF7, mitochondrial. Gene Ontology annotation, molecular function: protein-arginine omega-N symmetric methyltransferase activity. Lineage: Eukaryota; Metazoa; Arthropoda; Insecta; Hymenoptera; Orussidae. The transcript is spliced from 5 exons. Gene Ontology annotation, biological process: mitochondrial respiratory chain complex I assembly. Gene Ontology annotation, cellular component: mitochondrion. Bases 141 to 1481 code for a protein of 446 amino acids. The record is from RefSeq and is a predicted model, not a curated record.
UACAACAAUGUAGAUUUGUUUUAGUAGAAUUUAGAGGAAUUCAGAGCAAAGUAAUGAAGUCAAUGAAAUAAUAAUUUACCAAUGUGAGUCACAAAAGCAAAGGUGUUUAUUAUAAAAAGCUGUAUUCAUUUUCAAUAAACAUGGCUUUACGGAUGUUGUCAAAACAUUUGUCAGGUAGAAACUUAUUACAUAAAAAAGGUGUCUUAAACGAGGUAGCAUGUUUUAAACAAUUUUAUUCAUCCCGAAUAACAAAUAUUGUGAAAAGUGAAAAGAAUCUUUUAUAUCGAGAGAUUUUUACGAAAAUAAUGGCCUGUGGCCCGAUCACAGUAGCGGAAUAUAUGAAGACAGUCCUUACGCAUCCUGUCGCAGGAUAUUAUACAAGUAAAGAUGUGUUCGGACAGAAAGGUGAUUUUACUACCUCUCCAGAAAUAAGUCAACUUUUCGGUGAAAUGAUUGCAGUUUGGAUAAUUAACGAAUGGAAUAAGAUUACUAAUAAUGAAUUUCAACUUGUAGAAUUAGGACCAGGGAGAGGAUCAUUAGCCAGAGAUAUUAUAAGGGUAUUUAAGCAAUUGAAAUACACGAGUAAAUUAUCAUUACAUUUUGUUGAAAUUAGUCCAGUACUUUCAGACAUUCAAGCAAAGAAUUUAUGUGUAUCUUCUAAAGAAGUAAAACCAGAAGUGAAUAAAAACCAAAAAAAUGCUGUUACUCAUUACAGAAAGGGAAUUACUGAAGAAGGGGUACAAAUUUUUUGGUAUUAUUCUAUAAAUGAUGUUCCAAGGAAAUUUAGCGUUUUUAUAGCACAUGAAUUCUUCGAUACAUUGCCUGUACAUAAAUUUCAGAAAACUGACCGAGGAUGGAAUGAAAUCUUGAUUGAUAUCGAUCCUUUAUCGGUAGACCAAGAAAAGUUCCGGUAUGUUCUAUCUGGUACGAGUACUUCAGCUAGCAUAAUCUAUGUAUCUGAAGACGAAAAGAGAGACCAUAUAGAAAUAUGUCCUCAAGCUAUGGUUACCCUUGACUACAUGGCAUCAUGUUUGAAAGAGUGUGGUGGAUUUGCAUUGAUUGCAGAUUAUGGUCAUAAUGGAGAAAAGACUGAUACAUUCAGAGCAUUUCGACAACAUAAACUUCAUGAUCCCCUGGUACAACCAGGCAGUGCCGAUUUAACAGCAGAUGUAGAUUUUUCACUGUUAAGAAAAAUAGCACAAAAGAAUGAAAGACUAAUAACAUUUGGGCCUGUAAAUCAAGGAAACUUUCUCAAGGAACUUGGUAUAGAUAUUAGACUAAAUGUACUUUUAAACUCAGCUUCUGAUAAUCAGAAGGAGCAAUUAAAAUCAGGUUAUCACAUGAUCACGGAUGACGAUAAAAUGGGAAAAUGCUUCAAGAUGCUAUCGCUUUUCCCAUGUGUUCUGAAAGAGCAUUUGCAAAAGUUUCCAGUUGCUGGUUUUCAGCAAUGUAAUACUGCAAAUAGUACAGAAAAUAAAUAAAUUUCUACAGAUUCAUCAUCAUUUGAAUAUAUGUACAGAAAUAUUUUUACAUUGUCCAUUUUCGAAUUAGGAAAUGUAAGAUUUAGAGUGACAUAA